ACCCAAAGCUUUUAUAUAAUAACAAGCAUGUGCCUGCACGUGAGCUGUUCCUUUAAGAAGCCUUGGGCUAGCGGAAGAAGGGGGAUCUGGAGAAAAGGCAGCCCUACAGCUGUAACAUAGGGCAGAGGUUAAAUCUGUUGCCAUUUUUAUUGCAAGUAUGGUCACUGCAUACUCUCUCCCUGAAGGCUUCACUGAAUUAGAGGUGUUUGCCAUCGGCACUGCCCUGCUGGUAGAAGCCCUGCUUGGCUUCUGUCUGAAUGGCUUGACAAUUAUUUCUUUCCGAAAAAUCAAAGAACUCCGAACACCCAGCAAUCUGCUGGUUCUCAGCAUUGCACUGGCCGAUUGUGGGAUCUGCAUCAACGCAUUCAUCGCUGCCUUUUCCAGCUUCCUAAGAUACUGGCCCUAUGGCUCUGAAGGCUGUCAGAUCCAUGGAUUCCAGGGUUUCUUGACAGCACUAGCCAGCAUUAGCUCCAGCGCUGCAGUUGCCUGGGACCGGUAUCAUCACUACUGUACAAGGAGCAAGCUGCAGUGGAGCACGGCCAUCUCCAUGGUGGUGUUUGCAUGGCUGUUUGCUGCCUUUUGGUCCAUGAUGCCCCUGCUGGGGUGGGGGGAAUACGACUACGAACCCCUCCGAACCUGCUGCACCCUGGACUACAGCAAAGGGGACAGAAACUACAUCACAUUCCUUUUCGCUUUGUCCAUUUUCAAUUUUGUGAUCCCAGGCUUCAUCAUGCUGACAGCCUAUCAGUCCAUACUCCAGAAGUUCAAGAAAACUGGGCACUAUAAGUUUAAUACUGGUUUACCACUGAAGACGCUGGUCAUUUGCUGGGGCCCUUAUUGCCUUUUAUGCUUCUACGCAGCAGUUGAAAAUGUGAUGUUCAUUUCACCAAAAUACCGCAUGAUUCCUGCUGUUAUUGCCAAGACUGUGCCUACGGUGGAUGCCUUUAUAUAUGCCUUGGGGAAUGAGAACUACAGAGGAGGAAUAUGGCAGUUCCUCACAGGACAGAAGAUUGAGAAAGCAGAAGUUGAUAACAAAACUAAAUAACCCAUUACAGCACUGAGCAAGAUUAAUUCAAGUGCAUCACUGAAAGCAAAACUAUAGAGGAAACUGCAUUCUCUGAUGUGUACAUGCAAAGGUGGUUCCACAUUGGAAAGGCUGUGCAUUGGCUACAAGCAACAAAGUACUAAAAGUAAGCCCUCCAGAUAACUGUUCAAACCAUCAUGAGCUGCUUGUCAAACAAGCUGCCUUAAACCUAUGUCGAUUGUCAUCAGUUUCAUUUUAUAUGUCACUGCAAAUAAACUACGUGCUGGAAAGCAUUUUUUUUCCUUUUACACUAAAAUAAAAGCUCAGCAAAUUAACUGAAGCAGGGUAUUCAUUUAUCCAGUGAGACCUCCUCAAAGCAAUCUGUACAGUUUGUCCAUAUGGUAAUGUCUGGAUUACCUAAAAGAUUAAAGGAAUAUCCAGUAUUACACCACAUGUCUGCAUAAACAGCUUGUUCAUUGAACAACACACUUUCAAUGCACCCAAAAUGAGAGUUCCCAAAUUUUCAGGAUGAAUCUGCCAUACUAAUUCUAUAAAAGUAUUUUAGUGGGCAUUUUACCCCAGUAAGGAAUAUUAGCUUGGCUUCUACUCAAAUGAAUUAGUAUGUGACAUUCAGCUUUGCCACACACUAAACUGCAUCAGAUUUUGCAGCUGCUGCUUACAAGGAAAAUCAACAAGCUCAUACUCCAUCAUAAAAACAUUCAUCUUUUUAUCAAACACUGAGCAAAAACUAAAGGCAUGGACGGGUCCAAUUCUGUUCUAAAAAUGUCAGAAGAAUAAAAAUUAACUUCAUAUCUGCCAUUAA
This is a messenger RNA of Pezoporus flaviventris, 1847 nucleotides long. It is a transcript of the gene RGR, whose product is annotated as retinal G protein coupled receptor. Gene Ontology annotation, molecular function: G protein-coupled receptor activity. Gene Ontology annotation, cellular component: membrane. Lineage: Eukaryota; Metazoa; Chordata; Aves; Psittaciformes; Psittacidae. The transcript has 7 exons. Gene Ontology annotation, biological process: G protein-coupled receptor signaling pathway; phototransduction; visual perception. Bases 158 to 1045 code for a protein of 295 amino acids. The record is from RefSeq and is a predicted model, not a curated record.